Molecule: messenger RNA, 309 nt
Organism: Paramecium tetraurelia
Lineage: Eukaryota; Ciliophora; Oligohymenophorea; Peniculida; Parameciidae
Exons: 1
Source: RefSeq, a predicted model, not a curated record
AUGCUUCAAAUUCCAGAUAAGGUUAUAGUGAAUAUGUUUAGGAUAUUGUCUUUCAUCAAAUUAUUGGAUAUUCUUACAUAAUAUUUAUAAUGCAGUUAUCAGGAAAAGCAAUAAUAGUAACAAAACUUCAAAAUUUUGCUGAAAUUAUUCUAGGAUCCAAAUUUUGAUGAAGCUAAGCAUUAUGCCUUGUUCAUUUAAUUCUUUUGGAGCAUUGUACCUCUAAAUGUCACUAAUGUUCUUCUUUAGUGGCUGAAUAGAAGGAUUCUUAGCAUAACUUAGAAAAUCAAUAGAAUGGAAGUCAAAUUUUGA